AUGAACCACAGUCGAUUAAAAUUGGUUCAGUGUGAAGCAUUCGGCAAAGAAAUUCACACCAUUCAAGCGAACGAAUCGCUGCUAACCAACAGUCGAAUCAAAGGUUUGGCUCCAUUCAUCGACCAGAACAAUAUCAUUCGAGUACGGGGCAGAUUACAGCGUUCAAAUUUUCCGUACGAUCAACGUCACCCUAUCAUCAUGCCGAAGAGUCAUCACUUCACUCGAUUGCUUAUCGAUCAUUCGCACGAAGUCACAUUGCAUGGAGGUGUGUCCCUCACGUUAGCACAUUUGCGUCAUCAAUAUUGGUUGGUCAGCGGCCGACAAACCGUUGCAUCUCGUCUACGGAAAUGUGUGACAUGUUUUCGAAGCAAACCUGAAGUAUCGAGUCAAUUGAUGGGAAAUUUGCCAUAUCAUCGAGUCAAUCCACCGACGAGACCGUUUGUAGCGACGGGUGUUGAUUACACCGGUGCCAUCGAACUGAAAUCAUCAAAGUAUCGCGGAAACACUACACACAAAGGAUACAUUGUGGUGUUCAUCUGCCUCGCGACGAAAGCAGUCCAUUUGGAAGCAGUGACAGGUAUGUCAACCGAACAUUUUCUUUGUGCAUUACAUCGAUUCAUCGGCCGCAGAGGUCUGUGCCAACACAUGUUCAGCGACAACGGCACCAAUUUCAUUGGGGCAGACAAUGCGCUUAAUGCCAAAUCAAUUGAAUCAGAUAUCGUACCAAAGCUCGCUGAAAGAGGCAUCCAAUGGCAUUUCAAUCCGCCUCAUUCACCCAAUUUCGGUGGCUUGUGGGAAGCCAACGUUAAGUCAACAAAGUACCACUUGGAGCGCAUCAUCGAAGGCACACGACUAACAUACGAAGAAUUGUCAACCGUAUUAGUACGUAUCGAAUCGUGUCUCAAUUCGAGACCAUUAUGCCCACUCACAUCUGACAUCGACGACUUGGAUGUGCUGACGCCCGGCCAUUUUUUGAUCGGGGAAUCGUUUUGA
Molecule: messenger RNA, 993 nt
Organism: Sitodiplosis mosellana (orange wheat blossom midge)
Lineage: Eukaryota; Metazoa; Arthropoda; Insecta; Diptera; Cecidomyiidae
Exons: 1
Coding region: 1-993 (330 amino acids)
Biological process (GO): DNA integration
Molecular function (GO): nucleic acid binding
Source: RefSeq, a predicted model, not a curated record